Molecule: messenger RNA, 1254 nt
Organism: Clonostachys rhizophaga
Lineage: Eukaryota; Fungi; Ascomycota; Sordariomycetes; Hypocreales; Bionectriaceae
Source: the annotation of a GenBank genome assembly
AUGACAACCAUCGAUGGAGUGCGAAUGGUCAUGCCUGCCCCGAAGGGCUAUGUGGUAGACCUGAACAAUCCAGAGAGGACUGGUGUGCCUUCUGUGUACUACGUUGCUGGGUUUAUGGGAUCGCUGUCUCUCAUCUUCUUCGCUCAGCGGAUGUAUGUGAAGGCUGUUGUGGCUACAGGCAUUGAACUUGACGAUAUUUUCCUCAUACUAGCAGUCCUUACUGUUUUCGCUACCUCCGGAUUUACUCUACACAUGUUUUCUACUGCAAUAGGUGGUGUCCAUCUUUGGGAGGUUUCAAUGGAUAACUUCCACCGAUACAUGCUUGAUGUCUACAUUGCCGCCAUUCUAUACCCAAUCUGCGGAGCCUUUGCCAAGUUGUCGCUGUUAGUGUUUUACCUUCGACUGUCUCCGCAAACAUGGUUCAGGAUCGCAAAUUGGGUGGCGAUUGGCUUCAUCGCAAGCUACACAAUCCCAAUCGUCUUGGCGCUGAUAUUCGCAUGUACCCCGAUCAAAAUGAGCUGGGACCCAGAAGUUACGGAGGGGCACUGUAUCAAUCGGCCGGCCGUAUACAUGAUGAUUGCUGUCACGAACAUCGUCAGCGAUGUCGUCCUCUUUGUCCUUCCUCUUCCUAUGGUCAUCAGCCUUCAUAUUCCCGUGCGGCAGAAGAUUGGUUUGGCGUUUAUUUUUGGUAUUGGAUCGCUCACAAUCAUCACCUCAAUCGUUCGACUCUCGAUUCUCAAGGGGAUGCUGACGGAUCCCGAUGUGACCUGGGUAGUUGGAAACGCGAGUAUUUGGACACAAGUAGAAGGCUAUAUGAUGAUAAUGUGUGCGUCACUACCGACUCUUCGAAGAUUCUUCAAACACGUCGCUCCGAAACUACUGGGGACUUCGAGAUACGGGACCAAGACUAAGACGAACGAGAAUACCCACCCACCGAGCCGGACUUUUAUUCCGAAAUCCCAGUCUCGUCGCGACCGGACACAAUAUUCUCAAUUUGAUGCGGAAGAGGGCGGUAUCGCAACCGACACCUACAUCAUGGGGGCUGUUAAGGGCACAAGUAAUAACACGAUUACUGCCGGUGAACCCGGGGAUACUGGUGGCUGGGGGGAUACAGAUUCUGAGAAAGCUAUGGUGACAGGGGGCAGCCCUAAGGUUGCCAUCUUGCAGACGACUGUUGUGACGGUUGAUGUCGAGUACGCCGAGGACAGCCAAGAAGGUGGGAGCAAGCAUAAUAAUAAACCAGGUUCCAGAUAG